Lolium rigidum is the source of this 2631-nucleotide messenger RNA. Its product is annotated as leucine-rich repeat receptor-like tyrosine-protein kinase PXC3. Gene Ontology annotation, molecular function: protein binding; protein kinase activity; ATP binding. Gene Ontology annotation, biological process: hormone-mediated signaling pathway; protein phosphorylation. Lineage: Eukaryota; Viridiplantae; Streptophyta; Magnoliopsida; Poales; Poaceae. Bases 16 to 2337 code for a protein of 773 amino acids. The transcript has 2 exons. The record is from RefSeq and is a predicted model, not a curated record. Gene Ontology annotation, cellular component: plasma membrane.
CUGCUCGACCUCUCCAUGAACAGGCUCUCCGGCCCCAUCCCGGCAGCCCUCGGCGGCGCCGUCGCUCUCAAGUUCUUGAACCUCUCCAACAACGCGCUCUCCGGCGCCAUCCCCGACGACCUCGGGAGCCUCAAGGGACUCCAGGAGCUGCAGAUUUCCGGUAACAACCUCACUGGCUCCAUCCCUUCCUGGCUCGCCGGGCUCCCCGGCCUCCGCGUGCUGUCCGCCUACGAGAACAAGCUCUCCGGACCGAUCCCGCCAGGGCUCGGCCUCUCGUCCAAGCUCCAGGUGCUCAACCUCCACUCCAAUGCCCUCGAGGGGAGCAUACCCAGCAGCCUCUUCGAUCUUGGCAAUCUGCAGGUUCUGAUCCUCACUGUCAAUAGGCUCAACGGCACGAUCCCGGACACAAUCGGCAGGUGCCUCGGCCUUUCCAACGUCCGUAUCGGCAACAAUCGCCUCGCCGGCGCCAUCCCGGCAUCCAUUGGCGACGCAACCAGCCUCACCUACUUUGAGGCCGACAGCAACGAGCUGUCCGGAGGCAUCCCCGCUCAGUUUGCGCGCUGCGCUAACUUGACGCUGCUUAAUUUGGCUUACAAUCGCCUCGCCGGCGAGGUGCCGGACAUGCUAGGGGAGCUCAGAAACCUGCAAGAGCUCAUCAUCUCUGGCAACGGCCUCGGUGGUGAGUUCCCGAGGUCAAUUCUGCGGUGCCGGAACUUGAGCAAGCUGGACUUGAGCUACAACUCUUUCCGUGGUGGCUUGCCGGAUACCAUCUGCAAUGGAUCAAGGUUGCAGUUUCUUGUGCUCGAUCACAAUGACUUCUCUGGUAGCAUCCCGCACGGUAUAGGUGGCUGUAGCAGGCUUCUUGAGCUGCAGCUGGCUAACAACAACCUGAGUGGUGAGAUACCAGCUGAAAUGGGUAAGGUCAAGAGCUUACAGAUUGCGCUGAACCUUAGCUCCAAUCACCUUUUAGGGCCGCUGCCCCAUGAGCUUGGGGGGCUUGAUAAGCUCGUCGCACUGGAUUUGUCAAGCAAUGACAUAUCUGGUGAGAUCCCUGGUGAUAUGCGAGGGAUGAUGAGCUUGAUACUUGUCAACUUGUCGAACAAUCGGCUCCGUGGCGCCAUACCGGCGUUUGGGCCAUUUCAGAAGAGUUCAGGGUCCAGCUUCUCUGGCAAUGCCAAGCUGUGCGGGGAUCCGCUGAAUGUGGACUGUGGACCAAUUUAUGGAUCCAAUUAUGCAUCGGACCACAGGAAGAUAUCUUACAGGGUGGCUUUGCUAGUUGUGGGUUCCUGUGUGUUCAUCUUCUCAGUCGUAUCAAUGGUGGUAACGUUGUUCAUGUGGCGUGAAAGGCAGGAGAAAGAGUCUGAUGCAAAGAAGGCUGAGGCAGGGGAGGUGGUUGUGGAAGCACCUCAGGUCAUGGCUUCAAGAGUGUUCAUUGAGAGCUUGCAGCAGGCCAUUGAUUUCCAGAGUUGUGUGAAGGCGACAUUCAAGGACGCCAAUGAAUUGAGGAGUGGCACGUUCAGCACAACCUACAAGGCUGUCAUGCCAUCAGGCAUGGUGGUGUGUGUCAAGAAGCUAAAGUCGGUUGACCGGGCGGUCAUCCACCACCAGACUAAGAUGAUCCGAGAGCUCGAGCGCCUUGCGCACAUAAACCAUCCCAACCUUGUGCGUCCCAUUGGGUAUGUCAUCUAUGAGGAUGUUGCGCUGCUGCUGCAGUAUCACAUGCCGAACGGAACAUUGCUUCAGCUGCUGCACGAUGCAAACAGCUGCGACGGUGAAAACCACAAACCUGACUGGCCAAAGCUGUUGUUAAUCGCCAUCAAUGUUGCCGAAGGGCUGGCGUUCCUCCACCAGAUUGCCACCAUCCACCUCGACAUUUCUUCGGGCAAUGUCUUCCUUGACUCGCACUACAAUGCGCUUCUUGGUGAAGUUGAGAUCUCCAAGCUACUGGAUCCUUCAAAGGGCACUGCAAGCAUCAGUGCAGUUGCUGGCACAUUUGGUUAUAUACCUCCAGAGUAUGCCUACUCAAUGCAGGUUACCGUGCCAGGCAACGUAUACAGCUUCGGGGUACUGCUGCUGGAAAUCCUGACCUCGAAGAUGCCAGUAGAUGAGGACUUCGGAGAGGGUGUAGACCUUGUCAAGUGGGUGCACUCUGCACCUGAGAGGGGAGAGACGCCGGAGCAGAUCAUGGACCCGAGGAUGAGCACCGUGUCGUUUGCGUGGCGGAGGCAGAUGCUGGCCGUGCUCAAGGUGGCGAUGCUAUGCACGGAGCGCCCCCCCGCAAAGCGACCUAAGAUGAAGAAGGCGGUGGAGAUGCUGAAGGAGGCCAAGAACAGCUGACAAUUAACCGCACCCUCUUGCUGAAUGCUAAGAUUGUUCCUUGGGUGGCGAAAUGAUGAGCAUAAAGAAUAAUUCCAUGCCACGGAUCUGCAGUGAUUAGUUGGUUGGGUAUGAGCUUCAGUAGCCAUUUUCUUCUUUGUAUAUAUAGUCUUCCUUUUGCUCAAGCCGGUCGUAUGCAUUGUCAGAUGCCGAACCUUACAGCAUAAAAAAACCGUGCAAUGAGCUUUGAGCACAGUGUUUUGCAUUAUAAUUGGCAAUGUGAGAAUGUUUGGUAGGUUUCUGUUUGGAGGCUCA